Truncatella angustata is the source of this 3690-nucleotide messenger RNA. RefSeq lists its product as uncharacterized. Bases 1 to 3690 code for a protein of 1229 amino acids. Gene Ontology annotation, molecular function: lipid binding. The record is from RefSeq and is a predicted model, not a curated record. Lineage: Eukaryota; Fungi; Ascomycota; Sordariomycetes; Amphisphaeriales; Sporocadaceae. The transcript is spliced from 3 exons.
AUGUCCGCCGAGCAGGAGCACCACGCUCCGGGCGGCCAUUAUUCAGGUCGUAACCGGAUCCCGAAUAUCCACGAAUUCGUCGCAAGUCUCGAUCGAGACAAGAAAAACAGAGAUGCGCAGAUUGAUACCACGCAAAAACCCAAUGGCUCAAAUGUUCUACCGCACCAGGCAGAAAAGCGCCGGAGAGGCAAAGUAGUCACUGACCCAGUCACGGGCAACGAAGUCGAGAUUGCAGAUGCCGACCUCGAUUUCGAAGAGGCUGUAGAGAAUCCCAAACUCUCUGUGCCCAAUGCCAAUCUUGGCAAGGAAACGCCUGUGAAAACCGAAGCGACACAGUCCGGAGAGGAGUACAGAUACAACCAAGAUGUGACAGCACCGCCAGACCCAGUUACCAAUGGUUCCACAUCAGAUGUCCCCAUUCGUGGUGAGAAGACCAACAUUUUGUUCCACCCUACUCCGUCUGUCAGCUAUGAGCCCAUGUUCGAUAUCAUUGAGCAGAGAACUACCAUCUUGUGUGCUGGUAUAUUUUUCGCUAUUGUGCUUGUCGGAAAGCUUUUUGGCGGUAGACUGCUCGGCUUGAUUCCUCUCGCCAUCUGUGUAGCUUCUGGAGUUUUCCUGUGGAUGAAAGAUCUCCUCCGCCAAGGAAGAGAUAUCGAAUGGUCUAGUGAACAGAAGCGUGGUGAAACUGCCACUGCCAACCUGAUCCCCGAAUCUGUCGAAUGGAUGAACACACUACUUGGAAUCGUCUGGGGUCUUGUGAAUCCGGAGAUGUUUGCUGCUGUUGCCGACACCCUGGAAGAUGUCAUGCAGGCCUCGGUACCCGGCAUUAUUGAGAAUGUGAAGGUGGCCGACAUCUCCCAGGGCAACAACCCGAUUCGUAUUCUCAGCAUGCGAGCUCUUCCGGACGAUCACAUGAAAGACAUGAAAGAUGAGAUGCACAAUGAAAACGAGAAAAUCAAGGAUCCCCAGGAAUUGGCAGCCGAUGAGGAGGGUGGUGAUUACUACAACCUGGAGGUGUCUUUCGCAUAUCACGCUAAGCCGAGCACCGGAGGGGUCUCUGGCAAAGCCGCAAAUAUGGGCAUGCAGCUGAUCUUCUACCUUGGUGUCAAGGGGUUUUUUGGUGUCCCUCUCCCUAUUUGGGUCGAACUUAUUGGCUUGGUUGGUACCGUUCGGAUUCGAUUACAAAUGUCACCACAACCUCCUUUCCUGAAGGCUGUCACAUUCACUCUUAUGGGUGUGCCAAAGGUCCAGGCCGGAUGUACUCCUAUGAUUGAGCGUGGCGUCAACAUCCUGAAUCUGCCCGUAAUCUCAAACUUCGUCAACUGGGCUAUCAAGGCAGCAGCAGGCAUGUACGUGGCGCCCAAGAGCAUGACAUUGGAUUUGGGCAAGAUGCUCCAAGGCGAUGACAUCCAGAAGGAGACAGAAGCCCUUGGCAUCAUCUUCAUCCGCAUUCACAAAGCUGUUGGUCUUUCCAAGCAAGAUCGCCGUGGCUCCGAAGGCGGCGGCAGUGAUCCUUACAUCACUGUCAGCUUCUCGAAAUUUGGCAAGCCCAUGUAUUGUACCCGUGUUAUUCAAGACGACCUCAACCCUGUCUUUGAGGAAACCUGUGCGCUUAUGGUAACCGCUGAUCUCAUCAAAGCUGACGAGCAAUUGUCAAUGGAAUUGUGGGACAGUGAUCGGUCCAGCGCUGAUGACGUCGUCGGCAAGGUCGAGUUGUCUAUGCAGAAACUCAUUCAGCACCCCGGAAAGAUGUAUCAACAGGUUUCCAAGCUCAGAGGUGUCAAGGCUGACAGUGAGAUGCCCGGUGAGCUUCACUGGGAGGUUGGCUUCUUUGGCAAGACGCAGUUCCGUGCUGCUUUACGGACCGAUGGUAAAGACCUCACUCUGCCUCCAGAGCUUCGAAAUAAGAAGGAACUGCAAGACGACAAGGGUGCCAUUGACAACUCCGAGGAGGAUGCUGUCACCCAUACUCCACCGGAUCCUCUUUGGCCAUCUGGUAUUCUCUCUGUUGUCGUACACCAGAUCGUUAACCUCGAGCUUGAGAACAUGAAGGGCAGCGACGGUGGUAAGCGCAAAGGUGGAAAAGAGUACGAGCCAGCUCGUCCAGAAGCCGGCGAAAUCAAGGAGGAGGCCAGCAAGAGAUUGCCCAGUGCCUAUUGCACUAUCCUCCUGAACGAUGAGCUAGUCUACAAGACGAGGACCAAGGUCGUCUCUUCGAAGCCAAUCUACAAUGCCGGUACAGAGCGGUUUGUAAGAGACUGGAAAUCGGCUAUCGUGACUGUCAGUGUUCGCGAUUCGAGAAACAGGCAGCAUGACCCCAUCAUCGGUGUUGUGCCUCUGAAGCUCUCAGACAUACUCCAAACCUCAAGUCAGGCUACAAGAUGGUACCCGUUGGACGGCGGCGUUGGCUUCGGCCGUAUCCGUAUUUCUCUUCUGUUUAGAUCUGUCGAACUCAAACUACCUCCUCAGCAACUCGGCUGGGAUGUGGGGACAUUCGAAUUCACGUCCGAUACGAUCACCACUUCUUAUGUUGAUAAGAGCAAGCUUAAGUUGAAGAUGCGUACGGGAGGAAGUUCUGGAGUGGUCAAGCGCGAUCAAUGCACAGCCGAAGAUGGGCAGCUCGUAUGGAACAUUAGAGGAGGAGAGGAGAAACAUGCAGCCACUCCACGCUUGCCAGUGCGCUACCGCUACAGGUCGCCAAUAUUUUUCGAGUUUCACGCCAGCGGUAAGCGUCAUGCUGACUGCUUUGCGGCUCUCUGGUUGUUGGAGCUCAUUGACAACGAGGAGAAGGACUUCGAUCUCCCUGUCUGGCGCUGUGACAACGACCAGCGCCUCUCGCAGAACUAUAUCACGGAGCAGAACUAUCGCAGCAUUCCCGAUCUCAAUUUGGAAGAGGUUGGUCGACUCCGAUUCCGCGGUCGUUUUAAGGCAGGUACGGACCGUGACCACCUGCGAUUCGUCGCUGAUAACGAUUCCCGGGAAACAAUUGAGACUUGGGAGGCAUGCUUUGCUGAGGGUGUGCGUGAGGAAGUCGUGUCUAAAGAAGUUCCUCCUGUCAUCCAGCAAUUGCACGACCAAUCCUUGACUCAGGGUCGGGACGUCUUGGCUACCGCCAGCGAGGAGGACAAAAAGAAGUGGCUCGCCAAGGACGGUACCGACUGGACUGGUGCGUUCGGUCAAGACCCCGCCGAGAUUCUUAGCAGACGUAACACUGGCCAAAACGAUGACGAUGAUGAGGAGGACAUUUACGAGUCGGAUGAUGACACAGCCGAGAGCGCCAGCCAGCCGAACUCGCCCAACGUGCUUCGUCACCCAGGUACUGAUCUCGGUAUCGUGGAUGGUAGCAACGCGCCAGCAAACGAAGGUCGCCGCUCCGCAAACAAUGGUCGCCACAGUGUUGACAGCUCGUAUCCUCUUGCGAGUGUUGACACAAGCGACACCGGCAUGUCGCAGGCAACAAAUGGCACCGUCAACUCCCAGAGCAGCCAUAGUAGUAAGAAUCCGAUCAAGCAGUACAAGGACUACAAGUCGCGCAGUCGUGAUCUGCACCGCCAGCACAGAGGACUGAUGCAGUGGAAACCCAUGCGCAACAUAGCGUUUGCCAAGGAUGAGGCCAAGUUCGCGGUGAGAAAGAUGACCAAGAUGGGUUCGUUGAGCGGACGACAGCCUGAUGUCGAGACGGAGGUCUAA